AUGACUCUUGUGAUUAGAUGUGUGGAUACUUCUGCUACUCCAGUAAAAGUGGAAGAGUUCUUCUUAGGGUUCUUAAAGGUGGAUGACUCAACUGGUCAAGGCCUUUUUGGUGUGCUUCAAGAUACAUUGAAAGAUCUUCAGCUUGACAUUGUUAACGUAAGAGGCCAAGGUUACGACAACGGCGCUAAUAUGAAAGGAUUACAUACAGGUGUACUGAAAAGGAUGCUUCAGGUAAACCCUGGAGCAUUUUACACUCCAUGUGGUUGUCAUAAUUUUAAUCUUACUAUCAGCGAUAUGGUCAAGUGUACCCCUUAUGGAGGUACUUUUUUCGGUGCACUUCAAAGUAUUUAUGUGACGUUUUCAGCUUCUCCGAAGCGGUGGAAAGUUUUCAAAGAUAAGUUGAAAGGUUCAGAGGGCAUUAGAUUGAAAAAAUUGUCCCAAACAAGGUGGGAGAGUCGAGUGGAAAGUGUUAAAACAGUACGACAACAAGCCCCAAAAAUUCGAGAAGCUCUAAUGUAUUUAACAGAAAUUUGUGAAGAGGAAAAUGUGAGGCAUGAUGUCGAGAACAUUAUUGAACGAGACAUGGAGAAUUUUGAGUUCCUGCUUAGUAUAGUUAUUUGGGACAAUGGAUAUGAAAAAGCAUUAGAUGAAGCUAGAGUUAUUGCUACCCAGAUGGGCAUUAAACCCGAGUUCCGAAUUAAGCGUUUUAUUUGUAAAAAGACGUUAUUUGGCGAGCCGAGAAAUGUAGAGGUACGUCGAUCACCUGAAGAAUCAUUUAGGAUUAAUUUUUUCAUGUACAUAAUGGAUCAAGCUCUUCUCUCUGUAGGGACUCGGUUUGAGCAGUUUCAAAUUUAUGAAGAAAAGUUUGGGUUCUUAUUUGAUAUGCAAAAGUUAACUUUUAUGGAUGAUUGGAAAUUGUUGAAUUCAUGUACUGAGCACGAAAGUUAUCUGAAAGACGGAACAUCAAGUGAUAUCGACGGAGCAGAAUUGUUUAGUGAAUUAAAAGUGAUGACUUGUUUGUUACAGGAUGAAGUAAGAAAACCCAUUGAAGUGUUGGAAGCUUUAAAGAAUAUGGUUGGUUUAUUUCCAAAUGCGUGGGUAGCCUACAAAUUUUUUUUAACUAUACCGGUAACUGUUGCAACGGCGGAGAGAGUUUUUCUAAACUCAAGUUGA
This is a messenger RNA of Papaver somniferum (opium poppy), 1173 nucleotides long. RefSeq names its product zinc finger MYM-type protein 1-like. The transcript is spliced from 2 exons. Lineage: Eukaryota; Viridiplantae; Streptophyta; Magnoliopsida; Ranunculales; Papaveraceae. Bases 1 to 1173 code for a protein of 390 amino acids. The record is from RefSeq and is a predicted model, not a curated record. Gene Ontology annotation, molecular function: protein dimerization activity.